Molecule: messenger RNA, 2503 nt
Organism: Toxotes jaculatrix (banded archerfish)
Lineage: Eukaryota; Metazoa; Chordata; Actinopteri; Toxotidae
Gene: pex19
Product: peroxisomal biogenesis factor 19
Exons: 8
Coding region: 37-915 (292 amino acids)
Biological process (GO): protein import into peroxisome membrane
Cellular component (GO): peroxisome; peroxisomal membrane
Source: RefSeq, a predicted model, not a curated record
ACCUGUGCUCGGUGGGUGUUCGGAGAAGGUAGCAUCAUGGCGUCAGGAACGGGAGAGUCGUCCGCUGGACACGACGCAGAACUGGACGAAUUAUUGGACAGUGCACUGGAUGACUUUGACAAGACACCGGCCCCUCCGGCCCCAGAAUCUGCAGCUGCUUCGUCCUCAGCCAACAGUGGUGCAGAGAAGCCACCCCUCCUUGAGGACUGCAAGCUUUUUGAGUCUCUCUUUGAGGGAGAAAUGGCUGCUCAAGCCAAGGAGGAGUGGGAGAAGGCCAUGACUGAGCUGGCCCAGGAGGAGCCAGAAUUACUGCAGCACUUCCAAAAGCUGUCAGAGGCUGCAGGCAAAGUCGGCAGUGACACCGCCUCCCAGCAAGAAUUCACUUCCUGUCUUAAAGAAACCCUCCGUGGCCUGGCCAAAAAUGCAGACAAUCUGCAGUCAGCAGGACUAGCUGGUGACGAUCUUGUCAAGGCUCUAGAAGGCCUAGGAUUGGAGGAGGGUGGCGAAGGGGGCGGCGAUGAUGGAAACAUCCUGCCCAUCAUGCAGUCCAUCAUGCAGAAUCUUCUCUCUAAGGAAGUGCUUUAUCCGUCUCUCAAAGAGAUCUCUACCAAGUACCCAGAGUGGUUGGUUGCCAACAAACCAAGCCUUAGCCCAGAGGACUACCAGCGCUAUGAACAGCAGGCCAACAUCAUGGGAGAGAUCUGUAAGCUCUUUGAGAAGGAGGAAGAGGGGGCAGGUGAUAAAGAGAGCACGUUUGAGAGCAUCAUGGAUCUGAUGCAACGGCUUCAAAACCUGGGCCAACCACCCAAAGAGUUAGCAGGUGAAGCGCCUCCCGGACUUAACUUUGACAUGGAGUCACUGAAUCUUCCCGGGGGACCCGGGGCCGCCGGGGCGGAGCAGUGCUCCAUCAUGUGAUGAGGUAGUGGCGCAGUCCAUCAGAAGCACUGAAGCCAGAGGGUCACUCUGUGUGCGUCAGCAAUGAAGAGGAAGUGAGGAAGGGAGUGCGAAGCAAAGGUCAGGCAGGAGUGUGACCAGACCGUCGACACUGUUCUCCCUCAAGUAGAAGGUGUGUGGAUGGCAGAAACGUCAGGAGGAGGCACAAAAACCAACAGGAACCACACCCACAAACACACACUCUUCUCUGUAAAAUCACUGAACGCACAACUGAGGACUUUUCACAACAUCUCUGUAUUAGGUUUUUCAGCGGUUGCCACAGCUCCUUCAUGGUUUAGUUUUAACAGCAUUCCUUUUAAACAGAAAAUACCACUGCCGUUUUUCCAUACUGUUUAGCCUCAUAGUAAAAUCUAUCAAACCACUUCACGGGUAUAAACAGUGCCUUUGCAAAAUGACUUAAGUUAUUAUUUUAGGUCUCAUGAUAAAGUGAGACCUACCGUUCAGCUAAGCACCUCAGAUUAUAGUUUUAAAGUAGUGUGAAUUUGCAAGAUCAUGCAAGGGUUUGCACCGAGUUAGUGAUUGUUCUCUGGUUUUUCAUUUACAACUUAAAAACACACCUCUGUCUCUAUACGGGCUGUACAGGAUUUGGUGAGCUAACAAUUUAUUAACAUGUAAAGAAACUGGAAAAAAUGAGUGUACAUUUGUUAAUUAUUUAAAAAAUUAAAAAGACUACAGAGGAUUGGACGCCUCAUGAAAAGUUCCCCGCACUUACUGUAAUUCAGCCAACUAGCUGAAUGAGACCCAUCCCUGGAGUGUUAUUCCCCACUCCCAGGUAUUGAUUUGAAGUGAUUGAGAUGAUGACUCCUGGAUGCCUUUGCUGUGGUUACAGUGAUCAUUAUAGUGUAGAGUUACUGUGCAAAGUGCUUCCCUUGUGAUUCCCAAUGUUUUUAACAUGCAGAGUGGUGUUUUCUUUAGUAUAGGGUCCCUGCUAGGAAGGAAGAACACUUGAGUGGUGUUCAGGAGUGUUUACCAUCUGAUAGCAUGUACGUAUAUCCUCUGUACCCUCCAUUAAAAGUACAUGAUGUUCUUUCCAGAAAAGCUGACAGGCAGAGUACUGAACACAACGUGUCACAUGAGGAGAGAAGCAUGUCUAUGAUUUGUGCAGAUGCAGUGUUAGCUAAGAACAUCAACAGCCUGUUGUCAGAACAUUUUGGCUGUGGUUGGUGGGUUUGUUUACUCCAACAGCCAAUUUUCACUGGCUGCUAUUGCCAGUGGACAAAAGUUUACCGCUGUCAAUACAGAGAGAGGUCUAGAAAUCACACAACCUUUAGCUCAUCAAUAACUCUAUAAUAAUGGGAUACUGCUGUGAAAGGAUUCGGUCAGCCAUGCACUGAAAAGAGAUCAGAUUUACACCAAACACAGCUGAGGGGAGGCUGCUGCGGGGGCCCAUAAAGCCCUGUGGUUUUCAUCACGAAGAGGGGGAUGCAGUCUAUUCAGCUCUCAGGGCCGAUGCAAACAUACCCAGAGCACCGUUGAAAAAAUGCAGCCUGUCAUUUGACACUUGUUUUCUCUUGUAAAUAUAUGAAAUAAAAUAAUGAUAUAUUGCAAA